This is a messenger RNA of Symbiodinium sp. CCMP2456, 582 nucleotides long. Lineage: Eukaryota; Dinophyceae; Suessiales; Symbiodiniaceae. The record is from the annotation of a GenBank genome assembly.
AUGGCGCCUUCGAUGCACGUCUCUUUGCAGCCCUGUGCUGCAGAGGAGUCAGAGGUGCCCCCAUCUUGGGACCCCACAGACUUUCAGGACGAUCCAGAUGUCCCGGAGCCAGAACGGCAAACACUUUCCGCCGGCUUCGUCCACGACAUUAAAUUGGAGACUGAGUCAUGCGGCAUCUCCUCGUGGGAUACGACAGACUCUGAAAUCUCUGUGCAGACCAUCGCUAAGCGACGGCUCAGGAAGCAGCGGAACAAAGAGCGGCUGGAGCUGUUUCUGAAGGAGCACAACUUCUCUAAAGACGUGGGUGAACCCAGGCUGCCACGCAUGUCCUGCACCGGGUUCGGCAAAGAAGUGUUAUAUCCAAUCCAUGUCGCUGCAAGACUCGGGGAUGCUGAGAUGCUGCGCCUGCUGGUAAAGGCAGGUGCUGAUCUACAGCAGCGGACAUCCAAGGGAAGGACGGCGACCCACUUCGCCCUCGAGCACGACGAUUCUGGCUCACACCGGGAUGUUCUUGAUCUACUCAGAGGUAAGAUUCAGACCAUGGCUCUCCGAGAGUUCGUGUCGUUAAUGAAUCAUUCAUGA